Molecule: messenger RNA, 1851 nt
Organism: Colletotrichum lupini
Lineage: Eukaryota; Fungi; Ascomycota; Sordariomycetes; Glomerellales; Glomerellaceae
Product: acetylcholinesterase
Exons: 7
Coding region: 1-1851 (616 amino acids)
Source: RefSeq, a predicted model, not a curated record
AUGCGCCUCUUCAGGACUCUACCGCUAGUCGUCGCGGGACUUAUCGCGCCCUGCCUCUCGGGCGCCUUUCCCUCGUCUACAUCGCAGGAUGCGGCGGCCACGUUUUUGGAUCGACUGCUUGUCGACACGCGGGGUCUGGGCGAUGUCCCUCAGCGGCAGCCUUCUUCGCUACUUGUAGAUUUGGGCUACGCCAAGUAUGAAGGGUACAACAACGCCACCAGCGGCCUCAAUAUCUGGAAAGGCAUCCGCUACGCAGCUCCGCCGACGGGUUCACAGCGCUGGCAACCGCCUCGUCUCCCUUCAUCCAACGACACGGUCACCGGUGGCGGGGUCCCGGUGACGGCAGCAACCGAGUUCGGCCCCAUCUGCCCGCAAAACUACCCCGCCGUCCCGGGUCUCCCCUUCAUCCCCGGUGAAGAAGAUUGUCUUUUCCUAAACGUGUACGCGCCCGCCGACGCCAAGGAUUUGCCGGUGCUGGUGUACAUCCACGGCGGUGGGUACGGCUACGGUGAUGGGAGGAUUGACAUGUCGGAGAUUAUUGGGGCGAAUGAGGGUGGGUUUGUGGCUGUUGUGAUUCAGUACCGGCUCGGCGCGUUAGGGUUCCUUUCCUCUGCGGACGUCAAGGCUCGCGGUGUCGUGAACGCGGGACUUCUGGACCAGGCUUUUGCGCUUGCUUGGGUCCAGCGCUUCAUCGACCUGUUUGGCGGAGAUCGUGGAAAGGUCACGAUUGCGGGGGAGUCGGCGGGCGCCGGGUCGGUGAUGUAUCACACUCUCGCCGUGGACGGUAGUCUUGGGACGACGCUCUUCAAGAACGGGAUCGCUGCUUCGCCGUAUCUUCCCUUCCAUUAUGACUAUGACGCGACGUUUCCGACGGCGCGAUACCAGGCAUUUGCCGAGAAGGCGGGGUGCUCGUCGUCUGUCGAUGUUCUUGCGUGCCUUCGUGGGAAGGAUAGUAUGACGCUGCAGCUUGCUAGUGCGAACACCACGUUUGAACAGCCGUAUGGGUUCUGGGCUUUCUACCCUGUGACGGACGGCGUAUACAUCAAGAGCCUGCCGACUGAGCAGAUGAAGCAAAAAAGAGUCAAUGGAGAGCGUCUCCUCGUCGGUCAUAACGCCAAUGAAGGACCUCUCCUCACCCCGCCCAACAUCGUCAGCGUCGCAGACUUGACGUCCUGGCUGAAGCUCGAGUUCCCCAACCUCUCGGCGGGCCAAAUCGACGAGAUCCUCGCCGCGAAUCCAACAAAGACAGGCGCGAACGAUACUCGCUUCGAGACGAACGGGUUGGCGGGGCUUACGGCCCUUGACGUGAGCCAAUCUGGGACCGGACAACAGCAGAGAGCAAACAACAUCUACGCCGAGGCAACAUUCGUGUGCCCCAGCUACUGGCUCUCCGACGCCUUCACGUCGCCAAAGUCGUCGUGGCACUACCAGUACUCCGUCCCCUUUGCCUGGCACACGGCCGACAUCCCAGGCUACUUUGGCCCCGCGACACCGAACCAGGGCCCGGACAUUGUCCUCGCCUUCCGCAAGAUCUGGGGUAACUUCAUCACGGGCGAUGACCCCUCCAUCAGCAAUGAUAUCGCCAACGGAGCUUCCGGUGCCGACGCGGGCGCCGAGAAUGGGGCGAGCAAGUGGCCUGUCUGGACGGAGGAGGCACCGAAGCAGGUGAACCUGAACCAGACGGGCGGCGUUCCGUACGAGUUUACGACUUCGUGGGGGGCGCGGGUUACGCAGUUUAUGGCGCCGGGACAGGUGAAUGAUAUCCGGGUUGUCCCUGCGGAUGUAUGGGAGGGUGGGCGUGGUGCCAGGUGUGGAUUUUGGAGGGGGUUGGCUCCUAGCAUUCCGGCGUAG